CGGAUAUGUUUGUUUUGUAUGUAGUCGGUAUCAUAGGCUCCGUGUCGCGUCAUGCAUAUACUUUGGCCAGCACUGCAUUUGACCGUCACAGCACAGAGUCUGUCAUGAGAAGAGGGUGUCUUCCAGGUCUCUCGCUUCCACCAGCUCCCUGUACUUGUCUCCCUUCUCACGUAUCUCUUCCACAGACAUGCCCUGCAGCUCCCUUGUGAUGUCAGCCACCUUAGCGCUCUUCUUAAGCGGACACGUCUCCACAGAAGGCGCCUCAUACGUCUUGCUCGGCCUGUCGGCCUGCGCCGGAUCUUCCUCCACUUGCAGAACAUAAGUGCCGUUCGCUUCAAGCCCCUCAAACCAGUCUGACUCACCGUCUUGUGAUUUUUCUACUUGUUGGCCCUGUCCGUCUUCCAUCGUGAUAGCAGCGUUCUCGCCAAAGGCCAGUCUGAUGCCGAACUCCUCGUCCAGCCUUGACAUCGCCAGCCGCCCCCGGUCGAUGUCGAAUGGCUUGGUGUAGUGGAGAAACUUGACAGUCACAGUGCCCUUCUCCGGUGGGGCCGACUCGGACGCAUUACAAGGCUGUGCGGGCGGGCCGGGGGACUCACUUACAGCGGCAGGCUGCGGCUCCUCCGCUACUCGUGGUGGUUUCUUCUUGCGUGUUGGGGCCGAUGGUUGCUGGCCUUUGGUGGCUGCUUUCGCUUUGCCUUUAGGUUGCUGUGCCUUCGGCCG
This is a messenger RNA of Vitrella brassicaformis, 720 nucleotides long. The record is from the annotation of a GenBank genome assembly. NCBI's taxonomy places the organism in Eukaryota, Vitrellaceae.